Molecule: messenger RNA, 3285 nt
Organism: Coniophora puteana RWD-64-598 SS2
Lineage: Eukaryota; Fungi; Basidiomycota; Agaricomycetes; Boletales; Coniophoraceae
Exons: 3
Coding region: 1-3285 (1094 amino acids)
Source: RefSeq, a predicted model, not a curated record
AUGCUCCCCACCGUAUACCGCCAGACAGGCCUCAAGGACCUCUACCGUAGCCUGCGCCGCGCGUCCCGCCCGAUCCGACGAGCAGUCCGCAUGGUGCGCAUGCCCAGCAUGCCCAAGAUCGCAAUCAAGAACGAUCUCCCCAGCAUGAGCGUCUUCCUCCCCCACCGGCGAACACCCUCUUCCGCCGCCGCUGCCGCUUCCUCCACCCCACGCAGCACUCGCGUCGCACCCGCCCAGUCACCUCGUUCGAUCCCAAGCAGACCGAGGCCGUCUUCGCAUCGCCGCGCAGAGGGUAUCACCUCGGAACCUACUUCCGAGUUCUCCUACCUCCGCGAGCGCGCACAGGUCGUCAUAUCUCCACGGCCUUCGCCGGCUAUCAUUCCAACUGCUGUCGACGCAGAGCUCGAGUACCUCGACGUGCCGCACUCCCCAUCCCCAGAUAGCAGCAUCAGUCAACGCAUCGAACGCGCUGAACGCGCUGAGCGGGUGGAGCGUGCUGGCCGUGCCGAGCGGGUGGAGCGGACUGAACGGGACGAGCUGCUUGAGCGUCUUGAACGCCUUGAGCGUUUGGAGCGUCUUGAACGUCUGGAGCGUCUGGAGCGGCUUGAGAGGGCAGAGCGGGCUGCACGGGCAGAGCAGACUGAAAGGGUUGAGGGGCCUGAGAGGGUCGAAAAGGUUGAGAGGACUGAGAGGAGACAUGUUGAACGGGCUGAACGCACUGAGCGACCACCAGCGAAGCCACAACAACCAAGCUGGUUUGCCACGGCCGGCGUCGCCGCUCUUGGCGCUGGUGCCGCCAUGCUCACCGACGCGAUCGAAGCACGCCUGAAAAAACCCGCACGCAAAGAGACACCCACCAUCCCCGCCGAACCCACACCACCCGUCGAAAUCGCUACCCCUACCGCGCAGCCUCCCCCCGAAGAACCCGAACCCCACUCCCUUCCCAAUCCCGCAGAACUCGGUGCCCAGCCCGACGACGCCGAUAACAUCCCCACCCCACGCAUGUCCAUCGUCCCCCAGAUCCCAGACGACAUGGAGCCCGCCGCCCUCCUCGCCAAGCCCCAAACCGUCCUCCCGCAGAAACCAAUCCACAUCCCCCCUCCCGAAUCGCGCAUACCCUCCGCGGCGACGGCGCGGCGGCACAAGACCUCGUCCGAGCUCGACUUCCGCCCGUCGAGGCCCCCGGCGCAUCUCAUGCACAUGAUCAACGCUAACGCUAACGCCAAGACCAAGAUCCCGGUGUCCGCUUCGCCCUCGUCGGGGCUGAGCCCCGCUAGUCGGUACAGCAGGGUGCGCGAGGGGUCGCAGAACCAGAGCCAGAGUCCGGGGUCGAGCUCGGGUCCGGGACAGAGCCAGAGUCGCCCGUCGAGCACGAACGUGUUUCGUGAUUCGAUGGCGAUGCGCGCGGACGCGCCCAAGGUGCAGGAGCCGAUGCCGCCGCCUCCUGAGCCUGAGUCCGAACCUGAACCCGAACCCGAAGUCGAAGUUGAGCUUGAACAGCCUGAACCUGCAUCUGAACCCGAGCAGGAGCUCGAGCCGGAACAAGAGCAGGAGCAGGAGCAGGAGCAAUUAGAGCAGGAGGAAGAACCACCCGCACCUCCUCCCGAGCCUCCCGCCCCGUUUCUGCCUCCAAAAGCGGAGGAACCGGCACCACCACCUGCACCAACACCAGUACCAGUGCCCGUCGCGGCUCCUACGCCCGUCCGCCCGAUAUCGGUGGCCCAGCGGUCGAUCGCGUCGUCGCAGGCCCCGUCGCGGAAGGAGACGCCCAUUCUCGAGGCCGCUGCGGCGCUCUUUGCAUUCAGGAAGUCGGCUACGCCCGUUCCUGUUGCUACGCCUGUUCCUGCUGCUACGCCCACGCCUGUGGCUACGUCCCGGCCGUCGACGCCGGUUACGACUGGUGCAAAAGCAGAGAAGGCGCAAAGCAAGGUUCUCGGGUCGCGGCCGUCGACGCCGGCAGGUGCCAAUGCCAACGUCAAUGCCAAGGGCAAGGACGAGAAGGAAAAGGCCCAAUCUACGAUUGGCGCGGUCCGGCCGUCGACACCAGUAGGUGGUGCCAAGGCGAAGAAGGCGCAGACUACGAUUGGAGCUGGAGUGAGGCCGUCGACGCCUGCUCAGGAGGAGAAGGAGAAUGCGCAGGCGGCGGGUGGAGGGGGAGCUACUAGGUCGUCGACGCCUGCGGGCAAGGCGCAGGCGCAGAAUAAGGUCGGAUCGAGACCGUCGACGCCGGUGCCCACUCCGCCUGUAUCUGUGCCUGAAAAACGGCCGCUGUCCAAGGCGGGGUCGAUCAGCAAAACUCCAUUCGACGAUAUGUGGAACGAGGCUACUGGGUAUACUGCCGGGGACGCGAAGCAGGCGGAAGUAGAGGCGGAGAGGCGGAUGGCCAAGCAGAAUGAAAAGGAGAUCGAGAACGAGAAGGGGAAGAACGAGAAGAACGAGGCCGGUCGCCCGACGGUGGCGAUUCCUCCUGAACGCGUGGCUUCGCUCGACCCGUUCGGCCUCGGCAGUGCGGCGCCGAGAACGCCCCCGCCGCCCUUCCAGGAGUUCGCGGGUGUGGACGAUGCGUCUGGGCUCGGCGAUGCGCCGUGGGAUGCGCCGCCUGUGGAUGACGGGGGAGAGCCGGCGCCGGCGCUUGAGCAGGAGCCAGAGUCAACGCCGGAGGCAGAGAUGGAGGCGGAGGCGGAGGAGGAGGAGGCGGCGGCACCGGAGCCUCAGCUGGACCCUGAACCUGAAUAUGAAUCAGAGCCAGAGCCCGAACCAGAGCCUGAGCCGACGGUGCUCACGUCCGAGCAGGUCAAAGCGGAGGAGCACCGCGUCAAGUUCCUCGAGAACGUGAUCGCGCUGCAGAAGCCCGAGCUGAUGCGGCUGGAGGAGGAGAUUGACAGCCUCCAGCAGGCGGGGAAGGACAAGGAGGCACAGGACGCGCGGAUGAAGCUCGAGGAGACGCAGGGCCGGAUCGGGGUGCUGACGAGCAGGAUCACGAAGAGGCAUUUCUCGGACGUCCCGCCGCUCAUCGCGUCUGCCGCAUCGCUCACGGUCACAAAAGAGGAAAAGGACAACAUGCCGGAGCUCAUCAACCACGUCAUGCGCGAGGCGGCGAGCGCCCUGCUCGCGCGGGACGACGCGGGCCCGGUGCCCGUCGAGGUCGUCAUCGCGAAUACGAAGAAGGAGCUCAAGGGCAAGAAUGCGCGCGUGCGCGACGGUAUCGCUGGUGCGAUGGGGGCAUUCGGCUUUAAGACUUCGACCUCGGCAGACAAACCAGGCACACUUACGAUCACUGUUUGA